Chara braunii is the source of this 2949-nucleotide messenger RNA. NCBI's taxonomy places the organism in Eukaryota, Viridiplantae, Streptophyta, Charophyceae, Charales, Characeae. The record is from the annotation of a GenBank genome assembly.
UUUGACAUUCUGGACACCAAAUUUGACAUGAUCUUGGGCAUGUCAUGGCUGCGAAGCGAGGAUCACCCGGUGAACUUCUACCACCGCACCGUUCACAUUCGUGAUCAGAACGGAGUACUAGUCCCAUGCACGGUGCCUCUUCCUCAUCCUUCGAUCAACUGCCACGUGGUAUCCGCCGCAAGCAUGCGAGCUUCCAUCAUCAGAGACGACAUCGAGGAGAUGGGGGUGUGUUUUCUCCACGGCCUCCGCCCCAUGACGCUUCAUCGACGGACUCUUCUUCGGAUCCACGCAUCACCGAGCUUCUCGACGCCUACGGCGACGUGUUCGAAGGCCCGCACGGAGUAGUACCGGAUCGGCCCAUCCGCCACGAGAUCAUCCUCGAGGACGGGGCCGUACCUCCGCGCGGUUGCAUCUACCGAAUGAGCGAGGAAGAGUUAAGUGUGCUUCGGGCACAACUCGACGACCUUCUGGAGAAAGGCUGGAUUCGACCUAGCUCAUCGCCAUACGGUGCUCCUGUUCUCUUCGCCCGGAAGAAGAACAAGGAUUUGCGGUUGUGCAUCGAUUAUCGCAAGCUCAACGAGCAAACGAUCAGAAACGCCGGCCCUCUCUCACGCAUCGACGACCUUCUCGAACGACUGGGCGGCGCCAAAUUCUUCUCCAAGCUUGAUCUCAAGUCGGGAUGUCACCAACUCGAGAUUCGACAGGAGGAUCGCUACAAGACCACGUUUAAGACGCGAUAUGGGCAUUUCGAAUGGCUGGUUAUGCCAUUUGGCCUUACGAAUGCCCCGGCCACCUUCCAAGCGGCUAUGACAACGGAGUUCCGACACAUGCUGGAUCAAUACGUACUUAUUGACCUCGACGACAUCCUGGUGUACAGCCGGAGUUUGGACGAGCAUGUGGAACACCUGCGCACCGUUUUGGAGCGGCUACGACAGGCCAAGUACAAAGCCAACCGCGACAAGUGCGAAUUCGCGCGGCAGGAGCUGGAGUACUUGGGACAUUAUGUGACGCCGCAAGGCAUCCGUCCGCUUGCGGACAAGAUCGAGGCCCUACGAGUAUGGCCCGAGCCCACCAACACCACGGACGUUCGUUCAUUCAUGGGAUUGGUGGGCUACUAUCAGCGAUUCAUCACCGGAUACUCGAGGAUUGCUGCACCUAUGACGAGAUUACAAUCGCCAAAGGUGCCAUUCGUAUUCGAUGACGACGCACGCCGGUCAUUCCAAGCACKUAAGAMGRCUAUGCUCAUGGCACCCGUCCUUAGCAUCUAUGACCCCACCCCGCCGACGAGAGUGACUACGGACGCUUCCGGCUAUGGCAUUGGGGCAGUCUUGGAACAGCACGACAGCGACGACUGGCACCCUGUGGCGUAUUUCAGCCACAAAGUGCCUCCCAUAAACUCGCUUGAUGAUGCAAGGAAGAAGGAGCUGCUUGCAUUCGUGAUGGCUCUCAAGCGCUGGCGGCACUUCCUCCUUGGGCGUCGUAGGUUCACAUGGGUCACAGACAACAAUCCAUUGACCUACUACAAGACGCAGGAUACGGUGAGCAACGCGAUCGGACGAUGGAUGUACUUCAUCGACCAAUUUGACUUCACACUGAAACAUCUUCCCGGCCUCUCCAAUCGCGCAACAGAUGCACUCUCGCGAAGACCUGAUCUUUGCGCUAUGACACAUCAUGCCUUUGCAUUUGACGAGGAGCUCCAGCGACACUUCAUUAGGGGCUACGAGUCCGAUCCAGACUUCGCCACGCUAUAUGCGCAGCUAUCUUCGGAUCACCCGCCGGCCAGCCACUAUCGCAUCGCCGAUGGGUACUUGCUCCUACACUCGCGGGGCAAGGACUUACUAUGUGUCACACGCGACCGCCGUCUUCGAACUCGCCUCCUCGGCGAGUAUCAUGAUUUGCGACUCGCCGGCCAUUUCGGAGUCAACCGCACUAUUGCACGGCUUCGACAGCGAUUCCGAUGGCCUGACCACAUCACCGAUGUCACGAGGUAUUGCGACUCUUGCGAAGUUUGCCGACGAAGCAAACCCCGCAACCGCAACCCCUCCGGCGAGCUGCGCCCGAUGCCGAUCCCGCAGGAACCCGGUCUCUCCAUUGCCAUGGAUGUCACCGGACCAUUCCCCCUCGACCGCCUCGGACACGACGACAUUCUCACGGUCGUGGACCGAUUGAGUAAGUACGCGCGUUUUCUCCCUUGCAAGUACUACUCCACGGCUCCCGAGCUGGCACGCCUCCUGCACACCAGCUCGAUUUGUGGCCAUGGUGUAGCGGAAGACAUAGUCAGCGACCGCGACACUCGCUUCAUGUCGGCAUUUUGGACUGCACUCAUGCAAGAGUCCGACACGAAGAUGAAGCCAAGUUCGGCUCGGCAUCCACAGACAAACGGGCAGACGGAGCGGGCACAUCAAACCGCUCAAAUGAUGCUUCGUACGCUCAUCCGUCCGGACCAGAAAGAUUGGGUUGACCGCCUCCCCGACAUCGAGUUCGCCUACAACACUUCGGUGCAUCCGGCGAUCGGAGUGACUCCAUUCGAGUUGCACCACGGUGGACGGAAAGGCCAUAUCUUCGCCGACCUUCUCCUCCCACAACCAGCCGACAUCGAUACCGCUUGCUCUCCCGCUUUUGUCCAGAACUACAGGGAAUUGCUGGCUCAAGCCCGCGCGAAUAUGCAAAAGGCUCAAGUCCGCAUGCAGCAGCAAGCCAACAGGCAUCGCGUGCCAUGUCCCAUCCGCGCCGGCGACCUGGUUUGGGUUUUCGCGGAAGAGUUUGCACUGGAACAGGAUGUCUCACGCAAACUGCUUCCCAAGUGGUUUGGACCAUGUGCCCGUAACAUCAGCCGCGGGCGAUGAGCCCGAUGGCCCUUCAUUUGUGAUCAACAUGCCCCCGCAUCUGAUGGUCCAUCCAGUCUUUCACGCCUCAAAGCUGGCAACAUACACGCCAGCUAAGAGCGAC